CUUUUCCUCUCCUUAAAAGGAACAGUUGCAAAGCACUGAGAGUCAUCUGAUGUGUACUACUACAAGUUUCCAGAGGAUGGUCUGUUCUGGGUUUCUGCUGCUCAGUGAUAUUAGCCCUGUUUAUCAGCAGGCAACACAACUGUCAUGUUUUGCUCAGCCAUGUAUCAUUUCCUUUAAUGCAGUGAAACAUUUCACACAGUGAACAUUGUAAUUCAGUGGGACUGGCUUUUGACCUCUUGCAUUUUCCUGGCAAGUUCUGAAAUAUUACAUCUCAGGUAUUAGAAAAUAAAUAUAAAAAAUACUGUGCUGCUUAAUGGCAGGAAAGGAAAAGAGAGAAAGAGAGGAAAAGAAAGUGAGCACCUGUGCAAGUUAGCCACAAGCUAAUUCAGAUUUUUUAGGUCAGCUGAAAUAGAUGGAUUCCUGUUCAUUGCUGAAGGAACAUUUAUCACCAACAGUGCAGUGUUCUGUUUUAAAAAGUACUUUUUUAUUAUGCAUCCUGUCCCUUUCUUCCAUGCAGCUAGACACUGACAGUGAACUACAGGUUUGCCUGGCAAUAUAGGAGGCUGCUGGUCAAAAGGUGUUACUAUUUUUAUUAUGGACAUUGUUUUGCACAACUCAUAUGAUGGUAAAUUUUGAAUUGUGGCAGAAACACAUGUAAUAAAUUAAGAUUCUUCAUUUUUUGCUAUAAUCCAUAUAUAUAUAUAUAUAUAUUUCUGUGGGUGUAUAUAUAUAUAGUAUAUAAAAUAGUGUAAUGCAAAUGCGCCAUGCAGCAGUAUUCCUGAAUUACAGUUUGUUGCAUAGAGAACUGGAAUCAAUUGGAAGGAGGUGCAUGAGACAAUUUUCUAAGCCCCUCAGUAAUGUACCUGUGCUCCUGUACUCAGGCACUUUGGAAUGCUCUGCUGAGCAGCCUGAGGAGUUGGCUACACCCCUUGCUGGCUGAGUGACAGUCCCACCAGUAUAAAAAGGCCCCUUGGGCAGACUGUGCUGGGCGUAGCUGAUAGAGAAGCAGAAAGAGGGCUUGUUUCGGGGACUGUAACUAGAAAUCCUGUGUUAGGUCAUAGCCACCAACGGGUCUAAGCUACACAAAAUGCGUGAAAUUGUGCAUCUUCAGAUUGGCCAGUGUGGGAACCAAAUUGGCUCUAAGUUCUGGGAGGUGAUAAGUGAUGAACAUGGGAUUGACAUCGCUGGAAACUACUGUGGGGGUGCAUCAUUGCAGCUUGAGCGAAUUAAUGUGUACUUCAACGAGGCUUACUCCCAUAAAUAUGUGCCCCGUUCUAUCUUGGUGGACCUGGAACCUGGGACGAUGGACAGCGUACGAUCCAGCAAAAUAGGCCCUCUCUUCCGACCUGACAAUUUUAUUCAUGGUAAUUCAGGUGCUGGAAACAACUGGGCUAAGGGUCAUUACACAGAAGGUGCUGAACUGAUUGAAAAUGUUAUGGAUGUGGUCAGGAAUGAGUGUGAGAGCUGUGACUGCCUUCAGGGAUUCCAGCUCAUCCAUUCGCUGGGUGGUGGCACAGGCUCAGGCAUGGGCACUCUCCUCAUCAACAAAAUCAGAGAAGAAUAUCCCGACAGGAUUAUGAACACUUUCAGCGUUGUGCCUUCACCCAAAGUAUCUGACACAGUCGUAGAGCCAUAUAAUGCCAUCCUCUCCAUCCAUCAGCUAAUAGAGAACACAGAUGAAACCUUUUGCAUUGACAAUGAAGCUCUAUAUGACAUAUGCUUCAGAACUUUAAAGCUCACCAAUCCCACAUAUGGUGACCUCAACCACUUAGUGUCCCUAACAAUGAGCGGUGUCACAACCUCACUCCGUUUUCCUGGUCAGCUGAAUGCAGACCUGAGGAAGCUGGCCGUUAACAUGGUACCCUUUCCUCGCCUGCAUUUCUUUAUGCCAGGCUUUGCUCCACUGACAGCUCGAGGCAGUCAACAGUACAGAGCCCUCUCAGUGCCAGAGCUUACUCAGCAGAUGUUCGAUGCACGCAACAUGAUGGCAGCAUGUGACCCUCGUCGUGGACGGUACUUGACUGUGGCAUGCAUCUUCAGAGGCCGAAUGUCUACUAGAGAAGUGGAUGAGCAGUUGCUGUCUGUCCAGACCAAGAAUAGUUCCUACUUUGUGGAGUGGAUCCCUAAUAAUGUCAAAGUGGCUGUGUGUGACAUACCACCACGAGGGCUGAAGAUGGCAGCUACCUUCAUUGGCAAUAACACAGCCAUUCAGGAGCUCUUCAUCAGGGUUUCUGAGCAGUUCUCAGCUAUGUUCAGAAGGAAAGCAUUUCUCCACUGGUAUACUGGUGAAGGAAUGGAUGAGAUGGAAUUCUCUGAAGCAGAAGGUAACACAAAUGACCUUGUGUCUGAGUACCAACAGUACCAGGAUGCAACAGCAGAUGUUGAGGAAUAUGAAGAGGUAGAAGCAGAAGCCAGCCCAGAAAAGGAAGCCGCAUAAAAACAAUAGUAAUAAAGAAACAUUUUCUGAAUAAGCCUGUUGACACUCACUAAAGAAAAAGCAGUAGCUGUCAUCCACAUACCAAAACCAGCACCUUUCUUAAGUUUUUUCCUAUGCAUCUGGCCAACAUGUAUGCACUACCACAGUACAGUGCUUUUGAAAUGAAUGGCAGCCAUCCUUUACUCUCCUGAAAAACUGUUGACACUGAACCUCUCCAAAACAGAGCCACCAUGAAGACAAGCUGGCUCAUAAGCCUUUCUUAUAAAUGUACUCUAAAGCUUUUAGAGUAUUAUCAUCAGAGAAUGAAUGUAAUAUACAGCCUCUCUGCCUCUGUAUAUAGACCAGGAACAUAAGCCACAGCUAAACAUGCAAUCAUCAGCUCAUCAAUUUAUUUAUUCUCAGGUAAAGAGUCUGUGUUUCAUUUGUGAACUUGCCACUGGUUUAGGACACAUGGACUUCUGUAAGGCUUGUAAAGGCAGUGUUGAUUUCAUUUUAUUACACACUCCACAGGCCAAUGCAGACCUGCAGACAUGUUUAGUGCCUUAUGUUGCAGAGCAGGGAACAAUGGUAGGGCAAAAGACUGAAUAUGCACAUUUUUAAUACUUUUUAAAGUGUACUAGUAGUUGUAUCACAUUGCUGGCUUAUAUUAUUGCAGUGCUUGUAUUCAUUAUCAUCGUGUGGCUUGUUUUGACUUCAAACUAUAGAUUGAUUUAUGUUAGCAUACAAAGUUGUGAACAUUGUGCAUAAGUUUUAGUGUGGCUUUUUUCCCACCAUGUACUAACCACUGUAAAUUUUCCUGUCAUUCAGUACAGUAAAAUGGAUAGAAUGGUUUGCAGCUAGUUAGAUAAUUUCAACAGCAAUCACUAAAUCACAAACAUACCUUGACUUCAGGGAAGAUAAGUUUUUUUGCCAUUCAGAGUCAUCUAUUUCACACUGUAUUUAUAAUACUCUUUAAAUAAAAACUAUAUACCAAACUAUAAA
Pogoniulus pusillus (Red-fronted tinkerbird) is the source of this 3418-nucleotide messenger RNA. It is a transcript of the gene TUBB1, whose product is annotated as tubulin beta 1 class VI. The record is from RefSeq and is a predicted model, not a curated record. Gene Ontology annotation, molecular function: structural constituent of cytoskeleton; GTP binding; GTPase activity. NCBI's taxonomy places the organism in Eukaryota, Metazoa, Chordata, Aves, Piciformes, Lybiidae. Gene Ontology annotation, biological process: mitotic cell cycle; microtubule cytoskeleton organization. The transcript has 4 exons. Gene Ontology annotation, cellular component: cytoplasm; microtubule. The coding region runs from base 1088 to 2437 and encodes 449 amino acids.